This is a messenger RNA of Pelobates cultripes (western spadefoot toad), 12642 nucleotides long. The record is from the annotation of a GenBank genome assembly. Lineage: Eukaryota; Metazoa; Chordata; Amphibia; Anura; Pelobatidae.
GCCCCCCCCUACAGCAUGUGAAUCCUGCAUACAGCAAGGCAGCACUAACCCUCCAAUAACUGACCCCCCUGCAGCAUGUGAAUCCUACAUACAGCAAGGUAGCACUGACCCCCCUGCAGCAUGUGAAUCCCGCAUACAGCAAGGCAGCACUAACCCUCCAAUAACUGACCUGCAGCAUGUGAAUCCCACAUACAGCAAGGUAGCACUUUACCUGUGCCGGCUCUAACACCAGUAGUGGCAGGAUUAAUAUGUCUCAAACUUCACCCAUCUCACCCACCCAGCCAGCAUAACAUUAUUAGGAUAUUAUUGUGGGACUUAUUUACUAAGCUCUCAGAUUAAAACCUGAUUAGCAAAAUGUAGAGUAAAAUAACUCCCCUACAAAAUGCCAAUAGGUGACAGUUCGGUGAUAAAAUUCAGGUAUAUCUAUAAAAUCCCCCAUACAUCCAUGUUGGUAGUAUUGUGAGAUAUGUCAGUUUAUAGUGUUCCCUUUGGUCAUGUAGCCUGUCAGUCAUUAUGUGUGAUCCACUCUGGUAGCCGAGUAACAAAUGUCGAUUUUCCAUAAAUCUGUGACUGACAAGCGAGUAAUUAUUUUAUUGUGAUUAUUUUCCAGGACUGUGUAUGUAUAUAAAUUAAUAAAGGAUCCAUGCCAGGUGAAGAUGGAGAUAAUUCUGCUCCCAGACCAAUCCCCCCUCCUCCGUUACCCCCACCUGUCCAAGUGCCCUCUGUCCCACAAUCUGACGUAAAAAGCAAGUUCUAUAAGAAGGUGGCCGAGAGCAGUGACCCAUCAGCUGGAGAAUGCAAUGAGUUGAAAAGGAUGAUCAAAAACCGUCAGAGCAGGUACAUUGUGUGCGAAGUAGGCCAACUGUGUGCAGUCAAUACCGGGAAGGUACAUUCUGUGUGCGGUAAUGGCAGAUGGUUGCCAGAUAGGACAAGGGGUCUAAGUACAGAAUCUUAUCGACCAAAAACACUAAAACAGUCCUACCUCCCAAGCGUUAUGUAUCUGGUGGAGAUGUUGCCGGAGGGAAACCCAUAGGAUGCAGCUAUAAGAAAACUCAGAUUCUCUUAAAAUAUGAUAAUUCAUGCUUUCAUCUUUCAAGUAAAUCCAUAACCCCUAACAGCAGUGUCCAGUGAAGCAGGAAGUCAAUGGGCAAUGUAAAAGAGUGUGCCACUGACGCAGAUCAUGUAACCAGAACUUCCGAAAGGGAGGGACAUGCCCAAAAAGGAGGUGUGGCUGCCCAAAGAAUUGGAAGGCUAGCCUGGCAUGAAUGCAGGCUGGCCAACAGCAUCCUGAGCUUGGCAUAAAUGCGUCUAAUGAUGCACUCGCUCCACGCUUUCUAAUGACUGUCCCCUAGCACUCGCUGAUCCACUUGUCUCCUUACCUUCUUACUAGCAGGCAGAAGCUCCUGCUAUACAGUCUGAGACAGUGAGUGUAGAAAAAAGGGAACAUCCACAGUGUUAGAGAGACCAAAGUAAGCAUUACCUUAAAGGGACACUAUAGUCACCCACACCACUUCAGCUCAAUGAAGUGGUCUGGGUGCCAGGUCCCUCAGGUUUUAACCCUUCAGAUGCAAACAUAACAGUUUCAAAGAAACUGAUAUGUUUACAUUUGGGGUUAAUCCAGCCUCUUGUGGCUGUCUUCCGGACAGCUACUAGAGGCGCAUCUGCGACGUUGGAGGCACUUUUCGCCUCCAUCGUGCAGAGCGUCCAUAGGAAAGCAUUGAGGAAUGCUUUCAUAUGGACACUUUGAAUGUGCGCACUGCACUUGCCGCGCAUGUUCAUUUGGCUACGCUGACGUCGGAUGGGGGAGCUGACGUUGGCGGGGGAGGAGAGGUCACCAGCGCCGAGGGAGCCUCCCUUGGCGCUGGAAUAAUGGAAGCUGCUGAAAACGGGUUUGUUUUUCUGACACUAUGAUCCUUUAACUAAUUUCAUUUCAGCUAGUCCACACAAGUUUUGUUUCCAUCUAUCCAUCUUAAGUUUCCAUACUUAAAAAAGAGUAUGUGAAGAGUAGUUAGGGUUGCCUUUCUUAGAAAAAAAUACAGGCCUUACUAAUUUGCAUAACUAAUUAUGUAUGUGUGACAUCACAUGAUUUAAAUCACAAGGAGUGACAUCAGAGAAAAUUCUGUAAAAUCACCAAAAAACUACUUACAAUUUGAUUCUGCUGUGUGGAUGGAUUGCUCCCAGUGUCCCCAUGUCGCCCAGUGUCCCCUAGUGUCUGUGUCCCCAUGUCUCCCAGUGUCCGCAUGUCACUAGGGGACACUGUGGGACAUGGGGACACUGAGACUAUGUAUCACAGUGUCCCUAUGUAUCACAGUGUCUCAGUGCCCCAUGUUGCCCAGUGUCCCCUAGUGUCUGGGUCAUAUAGAGACAUGGGGACACUGAGACACUUGGUGACACUGGGAGACAUGGGGACACUGAGAAACUAGUUACACUGGGAGACAUGGGGACACUGAGACAGUAGGGACACUGGCUGGGAGACAUAGGGACAUUGUGUCCCUAGUGUCCCCAUGUCUCCCAUUGUCCCCAAGUGUCUGUGUUCCCAUGUCUCAGUGUCCCCAUUUGUGUCUGUGUCCCCAUUUGUGUCUGUUUCCUCGUGCCUCCAAGUGUCCCCAAGUGUAUGAUCAUCCCCAGAGGUCUCCCAGUGUCCCCAUGUCUUACAGCGUCCCCUAGUGUCUCAGUGUCCCUAUGUCUCCCUGCAGCCUUUACGUUAUCCCUCACCUCCCUGAGCUGUAGGCUGUCUCUGCAGGCUGGGAGCUGCUGUCUGGACUCUCGGUGCUGUGUAGCUGCUCCUCACAGAUCAGUCAGUAGAGAGAUGUAGGUAUAUGCUGUAACUUCCUAUCCCUGCCUCACUCCACACACAGUGACCCCUACUGGCCGGUCGCAGUGCAGGUACGCUGUGUUCAGUAAUGAGGUCGCAGUGCAGUCACACUAUGCAGUAAUGGGUGCAGUGUUGGCAGUAAUGGGGUAGUAGCUUAGGUACACUUUGUGCAGUAAUGACCAAGGGUCACUCUAUGAUCUAUUAUCUCUGAUUCCUUCUUUAUUAGGUUCAGUGAGGAGUUAAAAUGGCUGCUUUAUAACCAGCAUGUGCCGUCUCUGAUCCAGGAAGGACCCCAGUAAGUUAAUCCACACAUCAUACACUGACAAUCUGUGUACAACACACUGUGCUCUACGUAUAACACACAUUCAAAUAUUACAAGUUUUUAGAAUGAAAACUGUACUUCAUUAUCUGUUACUUUCCCACUGUUCCCAUGUGAAAUGACCAAGUUAUGGCCUUGUAUCUUUGCCAAGUUAAGGUAGGUCCUAACAUGACCUAAUUGAAAAUCUAAUGUAUACAUUUCUGAACUUAUUAGGACACGGAGGAGAGAGUUUGGAGACCGAGAUACUGCUCCAUUUUAUCACGACUGAGAGGUUGACUUGUUCAGGAGGGGAUGUUAUUCUAUUUACUGAUAUUGCAAGCAUAUACCUUGAUCUUAUAAACUCUGCUAUAAAUUAUUGUAAUGGAUUAUUAAGGUUUUAUAUGUCUAUAUUUUUAUUUUUAUUUAAUAAAAAAUGUUUUUAUAUUUAAUAUUUCUUUAUUCAAUUUUAUCAUAUAAAAUACAUACAAUAAGACAUAAUAUUCCUUAAUAAAUAGACUCUAAACCGGCCUUUAUAUAUUCAUCAUCCAAAGAUAGGUUGAAAUAAAUGUUUCUAGCAUUUCAGGACCGUGACAUAAAAUAACAUCCAUAGAUAGUCGGAUCAUUAAUCUGUACGGAGCAAAACACAAACAGAUGGAGCUAUUCCAGUUUGUAUCUUGUGCAGUAAUACUAUUGGCCUAUAGCUAAUGCUUCCAUUACAAGACAAACCUGUAUUGCUUCCAAGACUAUCCCUAUUGUAUUCUCAAUUAUUUCUAUAUUUUAAAUAGAGGAUCUCUUACUAACUAUAUAAUAUUAUGGCUAUCUGUAUGGUUAGCCCUGCUAAAUUAUAGAAACAUGGCAGAACCAUUCGGCCCAUCUAGUCUGCCCAAUUUUCUAAAUACUUUCAUUAGUCCCUGGCCUUAUCUUAUAGUUAGGAUAGCCUUAUGCCUAUCCCACGCAUCCUUAAACUCAUUCACUGUGUUAAAAGACCACUAUAGGUACCCAGACCAAUUCAGCUCAAUGAAGUGGUCUGGGUGCCAUGUCCAUCUAGGGUUAACUCUGCAGCUGUAAACAAAGCAGUUUCAGAGAAACUGCUAUGUUUACAUUAGGGUUAAUCCAGCCUCUAGUGGCUGUCUCAUUGAUCGCCGCUAGAGGCGCUUCUCACUGUGAAAAUCACAGUGAGAAGACGUUGGAUGUCUAUAGGAAAGCAUUGAGAAAUGCUUUCCUAUGGACUGAUUGAAUGCGCAGAGAUCUCCAGCGCAGAGGGAGCCCGGAGCUGGAGAAAGGUAAGAGUUUAACCCCUUCUGCCCUGAGGGUGGGGUAGCCUAAAGACCCUAUAGUGCCAGGAAAAUGAGUUUGGUUUCCUGGCACUAUAGUGGUCCUUUAACCUCUACCACUUCAGCUGGAAGGCUAUUCCAUGCAAAUUAUUUGCUUUAAAGGGACACUAUAGUCACCCAGACCCACUUCAGCUCAAUGAAGUGGUCUGGGUGCCAGGUCUCUCAGAGAAACUGCUAUGUUUACAUUUGGGGUUAAGACGGCCUCUAGUGGCUGUCUUCUGGACAGCCACUAGAGGCACAUCUGCGACGUUGGAGGCAUAUUAUGCCUCCAUCACGCAGAGCGUCCAUAGGAAAGCUUUGAGAAAUGCUUUCCUGUGGACACUUUGAAUGCACUUGCGGCACUGCCGCGCAUGCGCAUUCAGCUCCGCUGACGUCGGCGGGGGGAGGAGAGGUCACCAGCGCCGAGGGAGCCCGGUGCUGGAAUAAGGUAAGUGGGGAGGGGUAGCCACGGGAGGGGGCACCCUCAGGGCACUAUAGUGUCAGGAAAACCACUUUGUUUUCCUGACACUAUAGUGAUCCUUUAAGGCAUUAUAGGACUAAAGUUACAGUGUAUUGCACAAGGCACAUACCACUGCUCUGUGUAAAAUGGAAACACAAAUCGUGUUCUUUGUUUAUAACAUGCAAUCUCUGUGUAUUACACACAUAGAAACUGUGUUCUGUAUAAGAUGGAUGAGCUUUUUGUCCAGUUCUUUCUUUAUACAGAUAUAUAAUACAGAUAUAAAGAUACAUUUUCUCUGUGUAUAGUACACCUUAUAAUACAGAAUCAUGCAAUGACCUUUGAACAAUCCAUUCAUAUUGCGCGUUAUGUGUCAUACAUUGCUCUGUCUCUGAUAAUAUAGCAGACUCUUCAUAAUACACAGAUGCAGACAAUACUGUCUACAUAACACACACUGCUGUCUGUACUAACAAUGCUUCUUCAUAUUCACAGCACGUGUGUAUUGGGUAUAUUUGAUGUAUGUGUAUUGAGUAUAUUUAAUGUGUGUAUAUUGGGUAUAUUUGUUGUGUGUGCGCUCUCCCGGCACUGUGUAUAAUAGGUAUAUUUCUUGUGUAUACUCUCUCCCGGCACAGUGUAUAUUAGGUAUAUUUGUUGUGUGUGCUCUCUCUUGGCACUGUGUGUAUUCUUGGUACAUUACUUCCCUAAGCCUGUUUCAUUUCAGGUGUGGAUUGGUGGCUCUGUGCAUGGCCGGGAUGUUACUGGACAUCAAUAAUGACAUAUCGCUCGGCAGAAUCGUUGAUGUUGCCGUCAGCCGAGGUUAUACAGCUCAGGGGGAGAUGUUCUCCGGUCAGUCCAUGCUCCAUGUCAUACAUAGCAGUGUGGUUUCCUCCACCAAAUGUGCAAUCUAUUCCCAUUCUUGUCAUUCUAAAGGUUUAGAUUAAACACGCAGACAGCAUAAAACACAGGUUACGUUAUAAUACCGACAUCACACAGGGCUGUAUUCACUGUGAGCUACGAGGACGACGACAGAAAGUCUGAUCUAAAAUCCAGCAAAAAUUGAAAUAAUGAUCCCACUUUUUAUCCCACACAAGCACAGCGCAUGCGCAGAAUUCUCCAAAACACAUUGUCUGCCUGUAACCAAGGCUUAUUGGAGUUGGUAACUAACCAUACUACAUGUCCGCUGAGUCAAUCCAAAUGAUCUCUCCAUGUCCCUGGCAGAGAGUGGGCUAUUAAUAUGUCUUAUGGGGGCAGUCAUUAAUAAACACUGACAUUACUGUCCAGUGUUUACGAAGUAUCUGUUCUAACAUUGCUCUUUCUGUCUAGCCGCUAAUAUGCGCCAUCUGGCCGAGGAGAUGUUUGGCUGUCAGUGUGAACUUCUCACGGGGGGGAUGGAAGGAGAGAACAGAAUCCGAAUCCUGCACCAGCUGACUGCUGGCCGGCCUGUCCUCAUACCGUAUCCUUCUUCAUAGCAAUGUGUACACUGAGCAGGGAAAUACAGAGCACACAGCAAUCUGUAUACAUAGCACGCAGCAAUCUGUACACUGAGCAGGGAAAUACAGAGCACACAACAAUCUGUACACUGAGCAGGGAAAUAGAUAGCACACAGCAAUCUGUACACUGAGCAGAGAAAUACAGAGCACACACAGCAAUCUGUACACUGAGCAGGGAAAUACAGAGCACACAGCAAUCUGUACACUGAGCAGGGAAAUACAGAGCACACACAGCAAUCUGUACACUGAGCAGAUAAAUACAGAGCACACACAGCAAUCUGUACACUGAGCAGAGAAAUACAGAGCACACAGCAAUCUGUACACUGAGCAGGGAAAUACAGAGCACACAGCAAUCUGUACACUGAGCAGAGAAAUACAGAGCACACACAGCAAUCUGUACACUGAGCAGAGAAAGCAAUGUGUACACUGAGCAGGGAAAUACAGAGCACACACAGCAAUCUGUACACUGAGCAGGGAAAUACAGAGCACACAGCAAUCUGUACACUGAGCAGGGAAAUACAGAGCACACACAGCAAUCUGUACACUGAGCAGGGAAAUACAGAGCACACACAGCAAUCUGUACACUGAGCAGGGAAAUACAGAGCACACAGCAAUCUGUACACUGAGCAGGGAAAUACAGAGCAAUCUGUACACUGAGCAGGGAAAUACAGAGCAAUCUGUACACUGAGCAGGGAAAUACAAAGCACACAGCAAUCUGUACACUGAGCAGAGAAAUACAGAGCACACACAGCAAUCUGUACACUGAGCAGGGAAAUACAGAGCACACAGCAAUCUGUACACUGAGCAGGGAAAUACAGAGCACACAGCAAUCUGUACACUGAGCAGGGAAAUACAGAGCACACACAGCAAUCUGUACACUGAGCAGAGAAAUACAGAGCACACAGCAAUCUGUACACUGAGCAGGGAAAUACAGAGCACACAGCAAUCUGUACACUGAGCAGGGAAAUACAGAGCACACACAGCAAUCUGUACACUGAGCAGGGAAAUACAGAGCACACACAGCAAUCUGUACACUGAGCAGGGAAAUACAGAGCACACAGCAAUCUGUACACUGAGCAGAGAAAUACAGAGCACACACAGCAAUCUGUACACUGAGCAGGGAAAUACAGAGCACACACAGCAAUCUGUACACUGAGCAGGGAGAUACAGAGCACACAGCAAUCUGUAUACUCAGCUGUGAGCUCAAAUUCACCCCAAAGUUAUACGUCCAUACAAAGUAACAUGAAUUUAGACCUGCGACAUUGGCAGGCUUAUGCACUAAUAAGAGAACUCAAAGUGAAUUUCAAAUUUAAGGUCCGAGUAGCUGAAAAAAGCCAGCUAUAUUUCGAAAUUGGCCACUUUGGCCGUACAUUUUAAAUUCACUUUCAAUUCUCACUUCAGUGAAUAACCCCGAAUGCAUUGGCCAUUAGGGGGCAUGGCAGCCUCCGUCGAUGUAUUUGCAAUUUAUCAGCCCGAUACAGAACACAUCACACAAAUUUGUUUUGUUUUUUCAAUAUAGCACAGACCUAACUUGACAUUUAGAUUUGGAAGUAAAAGUACAUGGAUUUUAGUUAAAUAUUUUUUUUAAAUGGAAUCUAUGGAGUAGAAAUAACUACCUAAUUUUUUUUAAAAAAUUUUUUUAAGACAUUCUUUAUUGAAAUGUUUUGACAUUAGUUAGUUUGGCGUAAACACAUCAAAUAGAAGGUAAAACACAAAUAUGGGCAGAAAAACAAAUUGUGCUUCACAAUCCCAGGCAUCGGAAUCUGGGCCUACCGCCUAUUUUUUUAAUACAUAGUAAAGCUAAUACAUUAAAAAUCUGUCAAUAAAACAGCUGCCUACAUUUAACGUUCCCGUCCUGGUUAGGGGGUCUGUGUGCAGCUGGAAACAGACUCUUCCCUGGGUGAGAGAGAGUUGUACCCCACUGGCACCAUGUAGCAUAAGUGGAACUGUUGUGUAAACUAAUUGCAGCCAUACUGCCAAUAUUUUACAUGUUUUGUUACAGCAUGGUCUUCUGGGAGGUGAGAGCUCAGCCCAGUGUUCCAAUGUUUCAUGCAAAACGAGGACUAAAUCAGUGUUGGGCAACCAAAACUACGCACUCCUUGUUCCUGAUUGACAGCUCUGAGGGGCCUUCUUAGAGCUGCAGGACUUGGUACAAAUAACUGCAGUUGGGAGCCGCUGUCAAAGCUGUGAGUUGGCUGGUUCUUUCGAACAUCAGCUUUACAAUGAUUAAAGUUGUGCUGAUGCUGUGAGUGACCUUUUAAGCAGUGUGUUUUGCUAACAUCUGCAUUUUUAAUGUGAGAAACCUGCAAUAAAAAAAAGGUUUUGCACGUAUCUCCAUAACUUUUGCAUAAAAAAAAAAAAAAAGAAUCUGCAGAAAUGCAUUGUGAUUCUCUCUGAAAUGAACUGAUCAUUCUCACAUAGUGUCAUUUGUAAAGUCUGUUAGAAUGAGCAUGUCUGACAAUGAGACGCCCUCAAUGUGAUGCUGGGUGCAGUGGAAUAAGAAUCCGGCAGCCUGAUGUGAUUUGUAAAGGCAGUGACAAUGACCAAUAAAUCUAGCUGUUACACUGACAGCGAUGGUAUAUAUCUCACAUCAGAUCGUGUUCCAAAGAAAAGGAACCAAAGUUGUUGGAUGACCCUUUAAACGUAGAGCAUGCAAAUUCCAAAAUUACAAUUUAAAUGAAUCUGGCUAGAAUUGUAAAAUAUUGGAAUUAAGGAAGUAAUUCUCUAAAAGACAAUACCAUCACAUAACCAAUGCCAAUAUACUUGGAAAAUUCCUUUAUUAGGUGCUAGGAUAAAUGUCAGAUGGUAUGUCCACUAAAUAUCUAAAAAAGGUUAUAUACACCACCUCAUUCGAAGAUUUCAAAAUCAAUUGGAAUUGUACCUCAGUAAAACCUGUGGAGAUUGCUAUUUAGAAACAAAGAAACUGUUUCAACAAAUGUAUUGAGGUACCAUCCCCUUCUAACUAGGUAGCUGUUAGGAGUGAGCUGUAGAGUGAAAAAGGAUUCUAAGCAGGGCUGUAAUAUUAGUAUUAGUAUCAGAUCAUGCAUUCAGCAGGUAUCAAACCGUGCACAGGCACCCAAAAUUCACUCGCUUCACAGAUUAACUCAGGAUCCUCGUUUCCUACAAUGUGUCAAUCGUUACUGAUAGCUAGCUAGAUUUUAUGAGCUAGGUACCUAUCCAGAAUAAUAUCUCGCCAGCGGGUAAAGCUCUGGAAAGACCCUAACUGGCUAGUUUAAUCUGCCAGGGAAAUGUUCAUUACUAAAUAACUGCCAGCCACUCCAACCUAACCGCUACCUGAACCUUAGCAUAAUUCUAAAUCAGAUAAAAGGAGCCGAAAUGCUCCAUAGUGGUAUAACCCAAAAUGAAAAAAUAUGUCACAUUACUUCAGUAUUGCAACAGCUCUGAAUCACUGGAAGGCAUCCAUGCUCUCUGUGAGUCAUCCAUCUCGUUUGCACAAUACAUCAUCACAUUCUAUACAGAUAUAGUGCAGCAUGGCAAAAAUAUCUUAAUAUCAUUAAAAAAAAUAAAUGCAUACCCAAUGUUUGCACAAUCCAUGUGUUUUGCAAUGUGAACUAAAUUGGGCCAUGUGUUCAUGUUAUGGGUAGGGAUCUGUGGACUUUAGACAGUGAUGCUCGACCCUUAACUAUUUCUGCAGAUAUGAUGAAGACUUUAACCACGAACCGUGUCGGAGAGAUGGCCACCGGGCUCAUUGGGCAGUCGUGUCAGGUAGUAAUGUGCAGUCCUUUCAGUAAAACUGUGUACAGCAAUUGGACUUGUAUGUCAGCCAAUUGUUUGUUGUACUGCAUACUUUGCUUUUACAAAGGUAUUAUUGUGCUUAAAACACUGAAGCUUUAUUCACUAAACUGAGACUUGUGUGAGAACAGACACUGGAAUUUUAAAUGCAAAAAAGGCAGAAUUGAAGAACUGGUAUUAGUCAUGAUUUCAGAUUUUGCUUAUAACCCAAGUGAAUUUUAAAAUCCUUCAAAACUAAAUUGCAAACUUUAGCCAAAACAGCUGAGAAAAAAAAAAAACACAAAAAAACCCAGCUACUCAGUCAGUCACUGCUCGGCUGUUUAGACGAGAUUUAGCAAUUUCCUACAAUUCAGCGUUAAUCCUAAUCCCAGUGUGUGUUCAUAUCUAAUGACGAAGCAACUUUGUCCUUCAAGGUGUCUUGUUUGGAAUAAAGAACGGGUCCUUCCGGCCUGACCACGACUUCCCUGGAUUGUAUUACCCAACACCUGACUCUUGUGUCUUGGAAUGUGAAGAUAUUCAGGAGACCUACCUCGUAGCCAAACAAGGAAAGAGCCUCCGAUACCAGCUGUGGUCUUACAAGUCAGUUAGUCAGAGUAAUGGACAGCUCCUACAUCUCGACCCUAAGAGAGCCAGUGAUGGCACCGUUUAUGUGCUGCCCAAAGGUGGCGUAGCCGCAGGGCUCUGCGGACAGGUUGUGCUUCUUAAACAGCACUGAAGUAGAAUCUGUGAAUGCUCCUCUCCGAAUACCUCAAUGUCUUCCUCACUGGACAACAGCAGAUCUCCAAUACUUUUCCUGGACAACUUUCUAUUUGAGAUCUUAUUUUCUUAUGAAAGCAAAAAAUGGCAAGAGCGUGAGCUUUACAAAACCGAACACUGCAGAAUUUAUUGACAAUUAUAUUAUUUAUUUACAAUAAUAGUGUGCAUUUCUCAUUUCUAACUCCCGUAGAAUAAAUAUAUAUAAAAUAGAACACACAGAAUACUGACAAAAUGACAAGCAAUGCCAAAGGUUUAUGUCGUGUGUGUAUGUUUAAAAAAAUAAGAGUGAGCAGUCGGUUUUGUUCUUUGACAUUUCUGUAUAUUUAAUAAGCAAAUACACUGGCUGAUACUUUCACAUCAUGCUUUGUUUUAAAGGGACACUAUAGUCACCAGAACAACUACAGCUUAUUGAAUUUGUUCUGGUGAGUAGAAUCAUUACCUUCAGGCUUUUUGCUGUAAACACUGUCUUUUCAGAGAAAAUGCAGUGUUUACAUUACAGCCUAGUGAUAACUUCACUGGCCACUCCUCAGAUGGCUGUUAGAGAUCCUUCCUGGGUCAUGGCUGCCUAAAAUGCAUCCAAACAUUCCGUAUCUCCUCCCUCUGCAUGCAGACACUGAACUUUCCUCAUAGAGAUACAUUGAUUCAAUUCAUCUCUAUGAGGAGAUGCUGAUUGGCCAGGGCUGUGUUUGCAUCCUGCUGGCUCUGCCCCUUAUCUGCCUCUUUGUCAGUCUCAGCCAAUCCUAUGGGGAAGCAUUGUGAUUGGAUCAGGCUACCACUUCUGAUGAUGUCAGCACACUGCUUGUUUUUUUUUUGAGGCAAACAGCAUGCAGAUCUACAGCUUCUGGCUUGAAUACAGUAAGAUUUUGCUAUAUUUAUGGAGGCAUGAGGGGCCCAGGGGGGCUAGAUGGUGGUUUUUACCCUAUAGGGUAAGGAAUACAUGUUUGCGUUCCUGACCCUAUAGUGAUCCUUUAAACUCUGAUUUUCACACGUUUCUUUAAUGCUUUCUAGUAAAAAUAAAUAUUUGCAGUGAGACUAAACACACAGAGUAAUAAUUAGGAAUUUCUAAAUUGUGUUCCAGAUGGCCUGGUAAACAUGGGACAAAACAUUUACACUGAAAGUUCUCUCUGGAUUCAAUUAAUAUGAAUUAGCCAUGAUGUGUACCAUUUCCUGCGUCCGUACUCCUAGGGGAAUGGUUCGCCAUUGUACCAUUUCCUGCGUCCAUACCCUCCGGGGAAAAUGGUGAGGUUGUGGUAUUUCCUGCGUCCAUGUGCCCAUAGGAGGGGGUUUACCAUUACCCACCAUCUUUCCAUUCAAUAUCAGCCAGUGUUCGUUUCCCACGAAAGGCUAUUACUCGCAUUUUACUCAUUCUGUAUAACAGUAUUUUCUCAGAUAUUUUUUAUUAGUAAAAGAAAAAGGUUUUUGGUUCUUGUAGUUCAACUGUUAGCGUGUCUGCGAUCUCAGAGAGCAGCAGUUUUUAGUUUCCCUUUACUCAAGUGUUGUGGGUCAUGUUCACAAGAUCCCAUCUAGGGAUCUUUAACAAAUUAACUAAAAACCAAUUCCACUACAUGACCUGCAGUAUAGUCUUCAUCCGACGUGCAACUUACCAGAAAUGGCUAUAAUGAAAUGAGUCGCCUUGUGGUUUCUCAGUCCAAAGCACAACCUCAACAGAAAAAUUGAAAUAUUUUAAUUUUUCAAUAAAAAGAUCGUAGUGAACCUCUCUGUGUGACAUUUUUAUAUAUAAUCACUGGCUCCAAUAACAC